GGUCUGCAGAUAAAUCAAAUGUGACUGGAGCAUGGAGGAGUUUCUUUCGCACUGCUGUAGUUCCUGGCUCCGCCUGCAGGGGGAGGAGGGGAGGAGGGGCUGAUAUAAAGCAUCAGAUUCUUCAUCAUCAUCUUCAUCAUCUGUGACGUUUAUUCAGAAGAACCGGAGCCGAGGACACGAAAAAAUUCGCGUUUAUAACCGGAGACGAUCCACUUCAUCCUCCCAUCCUGCAGAGAGAGAGAGAGAGAGAGAGAGACAGACAGAGGAGGAGAGCGAGAGAGAGAGAGACAGACAGACAGACAGAGAGAGAGACAGGAGGAGAGAGGCAGACAGAGGAGGAGAGAGAGCGCGACAGCGACAGACAGAGGGGAGGAGACAGAGAGGCAGGUGGUCCUCCUCCAGCUGCAGUCAUGUCGGUGUCGCCCGCCCUCCCCGACCUGUCUCGUCUCUAUCAGACUGAGUUUGUUCGGAGCGCCCGAGCAGUCGGUGUCCUCUGGGCCAUCUGCACACUCUGCUUCGCCAUCAUCCAGGUGGUCGUCCUGGUGCAGCCGUCCUGGAUCGGCACUGCUGAAACCCGACACCAGGGGGCGGCCCGCGGCACCCUGGGACUGUUUGAGGUGUGUGUGGAGUCAGACUGGCCGGUCCCAGACUGUCGUGGCCGUCUGUCCAGCCUGUCUCCUCUACCGUCCUUCCAGUCGGUGGCAGUGUUGGUGGGUGUGUCCCUGUGGGCCGUGUGGACCAGUGUCCUCUGUCUCUGUCUCUUCCGGUUCUGCAGCGCUGCAACUGUCUACAAGAUCUGUGCCUGGCUGCAGCUCACAGCUGGGUUCUGUCUGGCGUUGGCUUGUCUUCUGUUUCCAGACUCCUGGGAGAGUCCAGAGAUGAGAUCUCUGUGUGGAGACUCAGUGGGCAGCUUCUCUCCAGGGAACUGUUCCGUCCACUGGGCCUACAUUCUGGCCAUCCUGGGGGUUCUGGAUGCCGCUAUCUUGGCCACGCUAGCGUUCGUCCUCGCCAACAGGCAGGACGCCCUGUUGCCGCCAGACGCCAAGGACGUGACCACAGGUCUGCUGAUGUCAGCGUGAUGUCACCAGGUCUUCAGUUCUCCUCCUGUUCCCUCCAUCAUUACCAUCCCCUGGUCUCCUGGAUACCACCUCCAUCUUCUGUCAUCAGGGUUAUAAAAAUGUUGUAUGUGGGUGGAGUCAGUCAGAGAGGAGGAGGAGGAUCCUAAACAUGGCAGCUCUGUAGUGAAGACACAAACGGAACAGCACAACGUGUUGACGUCAGAGCCGAGCUGAGUUUAAGCUGAGUUGUAUUCACUGAGAGGGAAACACCUGCUAAUGCUAAGCUAACUGAUGUCAUCAGAAUCAUCAGAGUCCUUUGAGGUUUGAUUUGAAAGGUCUCACUUCUCUUGACCAUCCUUCACGUGAUCUAUUUGUAGAAUCAUAUAUUAGUGAGCUAAUGUUAGCUUGGUUCAGUUAGCAUACCCGACAGCUCCACCUGCUGUUGGCGGCUGUAAAUAUUCAGAAACUUAUCUCUAGUUUAAAUUAAGCGAUGACAAAACCUCACUUCGUAAACCGAUGUUAGCAUGAGGCUAAGUGUGGACGAACAUCGACUCCUGAACCUCAAACAAAAAGUCUGACAUGUGUUCAUUCUUCCUGUUCUUUGUUUCUGAGUCACGUGUUCAGAUGAAUCAGUUUAAUCUCUGUUGAUCUUAGAUAAGCACAAUAUCUUGAACAGCGUUACAAUUUUAUAUUGAGUGUUUCAAACAGUCAGUGCAUCCGAUAGAAUGUCUCAUAUACAAUAGCUGCCAGUCAAACUUUACUGAUUGUUAGCAUUAGCUUUAUUUUUAGAGGUAUGACCCUGUCUGAUGUUCACGCUGUAGCAUGUUGACUAGGUCCAGUUAGCCUAGAGUUAGGCAGCGUUCCAUUAAACCUCGGAGCUCGGAAUAUGGAGAUGGCUGCUCCGUUUAUCAACAGUACUUAAAGUUGAAGUGUUUACUGUUUAGCAAUUCUGUCAUUAAAUGUGUCAUACACAUAGUACUGUCCAGUUACAGUCUGUGGACGUUAUACUAAGCUGUUAAUAUGCGUGAAAUGCAGCAUAAUGCAUUUUUAUGAACUGUUUCUGUUAACAAUUGCUAGCUGGCUAACGUAAACAUUGUUCCUGUGCAACUGGAACUCGCUAGCUUUAGUUUAGCGUUUGUCUAUUGGUUAGGUUAGCAUAUCAUAGCACAGCUAACUUGACUACCAUUUAACUUCUGGGUCUAGUUAGCAUAGCAUUAGCUUCAGGAUCGGCUAGCUUGUCAGGGAUUACCUCCUGGUGAUCUUAUUGCAAUGCUAACCUCAGAGGGGAAACUGGGCUGAUAAUGUGACUCUGGAGAAAACACAGUGUGUCAUAACUUUCCUAAAAUGUUCGCUUGACCUUUAACCUUGAAGCACAUUUAGACGUAGCUUAGUUCCUUUAUAUGAGUCGUCCAGUGAGGGAAGUGUUUGUGGUUUAUUAGAUGACGUUGUUUUUAUUAUUUUGUUUUCAGACUGUGAUCAAGUUCAUUGUGUUUGUGAAAAAAGUCGUCUUUAAAUAAACAGA
Messenger RNA from Platichthys flesus (European flounder), 2580 nucleotides. RefSeq names its product LHFPL tetraspan subfamily member 4b (gene lhfpl4b). The record is from RefSeq and is a predicted model, not a curated record. Gene Ontology annotation, biological process: sensory perception of sound. Gene Ontology annotation, cellular component: plasma membrane. The transcript has 7 exons. Bases 411 to 1079 code for a protein of 222 amino acids. NCBI's taxonomy places the organism in Eukaryota, Metazoa, Chordata, Actinopteri, Pleuronectiformes, Pleuronectidae.